AAUAUUUAAAUGUCACAACUAACUGAAGAACAAAAAAUUCUUAUUGAAGAAAAAAAACAGAUAGCAUUGCAAAAGUUAUUAACUAAUAAACAAUUAAAGAAAGAUAGUAAUCCAAAAUUAUUAAAUCAAUCAUCCAUUCUUCAAUAUUCUCCAAUUUCUCCUAAGGUGCAGCAAAACUAUUUUCAUGCUGAUCGAAAUAUAAUUGAAGAAUAUAAAAGGAGUGGUGAACAAAAUUUUUCUCAACUGAAAUCAUUUCAAACACCUUCAAUAAAUAGUUUUAGUCCAAACUUAAAAAAUAAAACCUUUAUUCCAUUGACAUCUCAGACUGCUAGUACAGUUAGUUCUAUUUUUAGCAAGAAUUCCAUAGAGACACAAGGGUUAUUAUUAUCUUCUCCUAAUAACAUUUCAAGCUUUAAAGGUCCUAAAAUAAAUGGGAAGAAAGACACAGUUGCUAAAAAUAUUUCUUUGAAAGAUUUUUCAAAUCAGUCUGUUAUAAAAAGUUGUGAAUUAAAUAGACUUCAAAGUACUCAAAGCCAUACACAAAAGUUGAUUGUUUCUGAAGGUUUUGAUGACAAUAUCAUUUAUCCUGCAAAGUCUGAUAAAAUAUCUGUGGAAUUAUCUUUUGUUGUCAAAUCUCCUAUUUGGUUUCGAUGCCAAUGUUCUGAUAAAAAACACAAUAAUGGGAUUAUUCGGCAAAUAGCAAAAAGUAUUUCAAGCAGCACAUAUGAACCAUCAUCUGGAUCGUGGUUGUUUCAUAUUAAAGAUCAUCAGACCGUGAAGAGUUUAUUUGAAAAAUCUUUAAAUGUAACUUUGAAUGAUAUUCCAUCGAAUGUUGUGAAAUUGCUUCAGAAAGCACAUAAUAACAGCAAAAUAAACAAAAAUACUGAUAUAUGCAAAAUUGAUUCAGAUUUACUUGAAAAAUUAUUGCCAUUCCAAAGAGAAGGAGUAGUGUUUGGAAUUGAACACAAUGGACGCGUUUUGAUAGCUGAUGAUAUGGGCUUGGGAAAGACUGUACAAGCUAUAGCUAUAUGUUCAUACUACAGAGAUAAAUGGCCUGUGCUAAUUAUUUGUCCUUCUUCAGUAAAAAUGUCAUGGAAACAGCAUUUUAGUGAUUGGCUUCCUUCAUUAACAGAAGAAGAGAUUAACAUUGUUAGCACAGGAAAAGAAAAUCCUUGCAAAGGUCAAGUUAACAUCAUUAGUUAUGAUCUAGCUUCAAAGUUAUCUAAAGCUCUUCUCUCACAAAAGUUUGAUAUCAUUGUUAUGGAUGAAUCUCACUUUCUUAAAAGUCAUAAUGCAUCACGUACCAAAAAUAUUUUCCCUUUGCUGCAGGCUUCGAAGCAUGUUAUUUUGUUAUCUGGUACUCCUGCUCUAUCUCGUCCUAAAGAAUUGUUUACACAGAUAUCUGCACUUGAUCAAAAACUUUUUGGUAGUUUUCACAGUUUCAGAUUACGAUAUUGUAAUGCAAAAGAAACAAAGUAUGGUUGGGAUGAUAAUGGCUGCUCCAACUCUGAAGAACUAAGUGCAGUUUUGAGCAGUACAAUCAUGAUUAGGCGGAUGAAGUCAGAAGUCUUAAAUCAGCUUCCUGAAAAACAGCGACAAAUUAUUAUUUUGGAUCCUUCUUUUGUUGAAUGCUCAAAAAAGUUGCAAAAUUCUUGUCAAUAUUUUGUCACUUCCCAAAAGAAAGAUAAGCGUACAGCUUUACUUGCAUAUUACGAAGAUACUUCUUCUGCUAAAUUAAAUGGAGUUUGUGAAUUCAUAUCAGAUAAACUUUUGAUUGGUCAAAAGAUUAUUGUGUUCGCCCAUCACAUAAAGAUGUUGGAUGGAAUUGAAGAAGUUGUUCGAAAAAAGAAUAUUUGUUCAAUUCGAAUUGAUGGAUCUACAAACUCAAAGCAACGUCAAAUUUUAGUAGAUGAUUUUACUAACAAUAAAGAAUGUUUAAUUGCAAUAUUAUCGUUGACAGCAGCUGGAACAGGUUUAAACAUCAGUGUAUCAAGCUGUGUUAUUUUUGCUGAACUGUACUGGAACCCUGGACAACUUAUUCAAGCUGAGGACCGUGCCUAUCGUAUAGGUCAGAAAAAUGCUGUUUCUGUUAUAUAUCUUGUUGCAAAAAACACCGCUGAUGAUUAUAUAUGGCCGAUUGUUCAAGAAAAGCUUCAUAUUCUUACUAAUCUUGGUGUUGGAUCAAGAGCUGGUUUACAUGGACAAACAUCUUCUUUUAAGGAUAGUCGGCAGCGCCAGAUUGAAGAUUUUUUUAACGAAAUGUUACAAGACUGCGAUGAUAUAUUUCUUGAGAACGAUUGUAUAUCAAGUAAAGAUGGUGAAGAGUCUUGUUCGAAAAGAAUGAAGAUGUCGUAAAUGAGCCAACUUGAUUUUUGCUGCUCCUGGUUUCUCAUUUUUGUUUAAAAAUAUUUUUUAUUUUCCUUCUCAAAGCUUUGUUGAUGGUAUUUAUGAAAUUUU
This is a messenger RNA of Hydra vulgaris (swiftwater hydra), 2457 nucleotides long. Its product is annotated as SWI/SNF-related matrix-associated actin-dependent regulator of chromatin subfamily A-like protein 1. Gene Ontology annotation, biological process: replication fork processing; DNA repair. NCBI's taxonomy places the organism in Eukaryota, Metazoa, Cnidaria, Hydrozoa, Anthoathecata, Hydridae. Gene Ontology annotation, molecular function: ATP binding; ATP-dependent chromatin remodeler activity. The record is from RefSeq and is a predicted model, not a curated record.